AUGUCUGAAAAAGUGCAGUCUCUGGCUUCGACUGUUUACAAGGAAUUUGAGAAAAUGAUACAAAAAUAUGACGAAGACGUUGUUAAAGAACUUAUGCCUUUAGUUGUUGGCAUCUUGGAAAGUUUAGACAUUUCUUAUAUUGAGAAGCAAGAAAUUGAGGUUGAACUAGAAUUAAUUAGAGAUGAUAAUGAACAGUUAUUGACCCAAUAUGAAAGAGAAAAACAGCUUCGAAAAGCCUCAGAACAGAAAUAUCUGGAAAUGGAAGAUGCCAUUGAAGGUGAUAAAAAGAGUAUGGAAGAUAAAGUUGAGAGUAUGGAAUCUAUUAUUAGAAUGUUGGAAUUAAAGGCAAGGAAUGCUGCAGAUCAUGUCACAAGAUUAGAAGAAAAAGAAUCAGAAAUGAAGAAAGAAUAUAAUAAAUUACAUGAAAGAUACACAGAGUUAUUUAAAACCCAUAUGGAUUAUAUGGAACGAACUAAGAUCUUAAUGGGAACAGAUAAAUUAGCAGAACUCACAGGAAACAGUCCAAGAAUAAAGGGUUUCCAGUUGCCCAAUUUACGACCAGUUAGUAUGAUAUUGAACUCUAGUGAAACUCCAAAUAGAGGUGAUAAUAGCCCAGUGACGUUUGAUAUAACAACACCUUCCAGUGGUAAAGAUUCUAAUGUCAGUAUCAAGAGUGAACUGGCACUGACGGGUGAGUGUAAAGUUGAUACCAGUGAUAAAGAUCAGAUGACUGAUGUAAUCAACAUGGCAGAUGGCAGUACUACCACAACUAAUACAAGAUUAACUGAUACUAUUGCAUCAAUAGUUGCCUCAACACCAGAACUUGAUGAUAAUAGUGAAUUUAAUAGAACUAAUCAAGUAGCUAAUGAUUCAGGGGCCAGAAAUAGGGGUAAAAAUACUAUUUAUGAUGAACUGGCUGUAUCUAGUGGUGAUAUGAUAGCUGAUGUUGAUUUCGGAGCAGACAUUACUGGAAUGGGUAAAGAAUUGGAGAAUUUGAUCUUAGAAAAUACAGAACUUUUAGCCACAAAAAAUGCUCUCAAUAUAGUCAAAGAUGAUCUCAUAGCUAAAGUUGAUGAACUAAGUGGUGAACAAGAAAUAUUAAGAGAAGAAAUAACAUCACUGCAGGCAGUGAAAGGAAGAUUACAGCUGAGAAUAUCUACACUAGAAGAAGAAUUAAAGAAAACUAAAGAAGAAUUAGAGAAGAAGAGUCAACCUGCAUCAACUGAAGAAGAGAAAAAAAAAGACGAUGAUUCUAAAGAGAAGAGUGAUGAAAGUGAAAAAAGCAGCCUAGGUAAUGAUAAACUUUCUCCAUUCAACGUAUAA
Lottia gigantea (owl limpet) is the source of this 1323-nucleotide messenger RNA. RefSeq lists its product as hypothetical. Lineage: Eukaryota; Metazoa; Mollusca; Gastropoda; Lottiidae. Gene Ontology annotation, molecular function: signaling receptor complex adaptor activity; MAP kinase scaffold activity; JUN kinase binding. The record is from RefSeq and is a predicted model, not a curated record. Gene Ontology annotation, cellular component: cytoplasm. The transcript is spliced from 13 exons. Bases 1 to 1323 code for a protein of 440 amino acids. Gene Ontology annotation, biological process: vesicle-mediated transport.